UUUCAGGCCAAACUAAGGAAGCACAUCCAAAACCCCAGUGCUUCGGAGUUGGUGCAUUUCCUCUUCGGGCCGCUAGAACUGAUCAUCAACAGCUGCGGUGGCCCCGAGCUGGCCCAGUCUGUCCUCAGCCCGCUGCUUUCUAAAGACGCCACCGAUUUCCUGAGAGGACACCUGACAGCCAAAGAGAUAAACCUCUGGGAUUCCCUGGGGGAGACAUGGACCAGAUCCAGAGCCGAGUGGCCCCGAGACACGAACAUCCCCGCCUACAUCCCCAAAUUCCACAACGGCUGGGAAACACCCACAGAAAUCUUCCGUGGAGCUCCCUGGGAAAUAGACAUUGGACACUUGCAAGAGGAGCUCUCCUCACUCAAGCGUGGCCAGACGGCUGAGCAGACACAGGUCGGGGAUGCCUUCAAACAGAACAUCACUCCACAUGGAAAUAGGAAUUUCGAGGCCCAGGGGGUGGCUGUGCCCAAGAGAUUUGCCAAGAUCCGCUACGAUUUCACCGCGCGAAACGCCAAUGAGCUCUCGGUGCUGAAGGAUGAAAUCCUGGAGGUGUUGGAAGAUAAUAAGCAGUGGUGGAAGUUGCUCAACCGGAGUGGGCAGCCGUACAAUAUCCUGGAUGUGGUGAAACUGGAAGAGCUCGAACAGGUCUGUCGUCAGUCUAACCAGAGGUACAAAGGAGACCUGAGCCCCAGGGGCUAUGGCCCAUCCAGCCCAACCCACAAGCUGCCUGCCAGCUACGCCGGGGAUAAGCGGGGCAGUGAGAUGUUGUCGCGCUACUCCGCACAGGACGCCAAAGAACAACUUAUUCACCAAAUGGAUGAGCUGAACGACGAGCUGCUAGAGAAGAUCACAAACAAAAAUCAGCCUCCCCACAGGAAUUUCAAAGUGGAAAAGCCUCAGCAAGUUUUUGUGCCCCUCACCUUUGAAUCCAGCACUGAAGAAGUCAAAGCCUGGCUGGAGGCCAAGUCAUUCAGCAAAGAGACCGUGGAACACCUGGGCAUCCUCACCGGAGCUCAGCUCUUCUCCCUCAACAGAGAGGAGCUGAAGAAGGUGUGCGGUGAUGAGGGAAACAGAGUCUACAGCAAGAUCACAGUGGAGAAAAAACAGCUGGAGAAAAGCAGAAGGCAGUCGGAGCUCCAAGAAAUCAUGAAGCGCCGCCAGGAAAGGAUUGAUUCUGCAAAUUAAAGUCUCUCUGCUUUAUUUCAGCUCUUAGCCCUAAGUAGUGCAGAAGAAAAGGGAACGAAAGCAAUGAUUCCUGGCCCAGGCCGGAUGCAGCAGAGCUCCCCUUGGGGUCCAGCUGCCAUCAGAGUGACAAUUCCUUGAACACUGUUGGGAAGGGUUGACAAUAAGACCAUGUCCCACUGGGAAAGGUGUUUUAA
Molecule: messenger RNA, 1385 nt
Organism: Corvus hawaiiensis (hawaiian crow)
Lineage: Eukaryota; Metazoa; Chordata; Aves; Passeriformes; Corvidae
Product: epidermal growth factor receptor kinase substrate 8-like protein 2
Biological process (GO): regulation of Rho protein signal transduction; positive regulation of ruffle assembly; Rho protein signal transduction
Cellular component (GO): ruffle membrane; vesicle; plasma membrane
Molecular function (GO): actin binding
Source: RefSeq, a predicted model, not a curated record